This is a messenger RNA of Saccharomyces mikatae IFO 1815, 3570 nucleotides long. It is a transcript of the gene NEW1, whose product is annotated as New1p. The transcript has a single exon. Lineage: Eukaryota; Fungi; Ascomycota; Saccharomycetes; Saccharomycetales; Saccharomycetaceae. Bases 1 to 3570 code for a protein of 1189 amino acids. The record is from RefSeq and is a predicted model, not a curated record. Gene Ontology annotation, molecular function: ATP hydrolysis activity; ATP binding.
AUGCCUCCAAAGAAGUUUAAAGAUUUAAACUCUUUCCUUGACGAUCAGCCAACGGAUCCAAACCUCGUCGCCUCUCCAUUUGGUGGUUACUUUAAAAACCCUGCUGCUGAUUCUAACAAUAAUAAGGCUUUCAACCAAAAUAGUUACCAACAACAACGUAAUUGGAAACAGGGUGGUAACUACCAGAAUGCUUAUCAGCAACAAGGCAGUUAUCAGUCGUACAACAAUAACUACAAUAACUACAAUAACUAUAAUAAGUACAAUAACCAAAGUUAUCAAAAAACUAGUUAUAAACAGUCAGCUGUAACGCCUAACCAAAGCGGGACACCAACACCAUCUGCCUCUACUACAUCAUUGACCUCUCUGAAUGAAAAAUUGUCAAACUUAGAGUUAACACCCAUCUCUCAAUUCUUGGCAAAAAUACCUGAGUCUCAAAGUAUCACUGAAUGUAAGAAUCAAAUCAAACUCAUCAUUGAAGAAUUUGGCAAAGAAGGUAACAGCACAGGUAAAAAAAUUGAAGAAUGGAAAAUCGUUGAUGUUUUAUCUAGAUUCAUCAAGCCUAAGAAUCCGUCAUUAGUCAGAGAGUCUGCCAUGCUGAUCAUUUCUAACAUUGCUCAAUUUUUCAACGGAAAACCUCCACAGGAGGCUUACUUGCUCCCAUUUUUCAAUGUCGCUCUUGACUGCACUUCUGAUAAAGAAAACACCGUCAAACGCGCAGCUCAGCAUGCUAUUGACUCUUUGUUGAAUUGCUUUCCAAUGGAAGCUCUAACCUGCAUUGUUUUGCCAACAAUUCUAAAUUUCUUAUCAUCUGGUGCCAAAUGGCAAGCUAAGAUGGCUGCUUUGACUGUCAUAGAUAGAAUAAGAGAAGAUUCGGCGAACGAUUUAUUGGAAAUAACUUUCAAAGAUGCUGUUCCAGUUCUGACCGACGUGGCUACCGAUUUCAAACCAGAAUUGGCUAAACAAGGUUACAAAACAUUAUUGGACUACGUUUCUAUUCUAGAUAAUUUGGAUUUGUCUCCUCGUUAUAAACUGAUCGUCGACACUCUACAAGAUCCAUCUAAAGUUCCUGAAUCUGUAAAGUCGUUAUCCAGCGUUACAUUUGUCGCUGAAGUCACCGAACCAUCUCUUUCUUUAUUAGUUCCCAUUUUGAACAGAUCUUUGAAUCUAUCUUCAUCAUCUCAAGAACAAUUAAGACAAACUGUUAUUGUCGUGGAGAAUUUGACAAGGUUAGUAAAUAAUCGUAAUGAAAUUGAAAGCUUCAUCCCUCUACUACUGCCUGGUAUCCAAAAGGUUGUUGACACUGCCUCGUUACCAGAAGUCCGUGAAUUAGCUGAAAAGGCUCUUAAUGUUUUAAGAGAAGAUGACGAGACUGAUAAAGAGAACAAAUUCUCGGGCAGACUGACUUUACAAGAAGGUAGAGAUUUCUUACUUGACCAUCUCAAAGACAUUAAGGCCGACGAUUCCUGUUAUAUCAAGCCCUGCAUGAAUGACGAAAUAGUAGUUAAUUACAUGAGCCAAAUUCUGACCGUAGACUCUAAUGUUAAUGACUGGAAAAGAUUGGAAGAUUUUUUAAUAGCUGUUUUUGGUGGUUCAGAUUCUCAAAGAGAAUUUGUUCAACAGGAUUUUAUCCAUAACUUGAGAGCCUUAUUUUAUCAAGAAAAGGAAAGCACAGAUGAGGAUGAAGGUAUCGAAAUUGUCAACACUGAUUUCUCCUUAGCUUAUGGUUCAAGAAUGUUAUUGAACAAAACAAACCUGCGUCUAUUAAAAGGUCAUCGUUACGGUUUAUGUGGUAGGAAUGGUGCUGGUAAAUCUACUUUGAUGAGAGCCAUCGCUAAUGGUCAACUAGAUGGAUUUCCAGAUAAGGAUACAUUACGUACUUGUUUCGUUGAACAUAAAUUACAAGGUGAAGAAGGGGACCUAGACUUGGUUUCCUUCAUUGCUCUAGAUGAGGAAUUGCAAUCUACUUCUCGUGAAGAAAUUGCAAAAGCUUUGGAAUCUGUCGGUUUUGACGAAGAAAGAAGAGCUCAAACUGUCGGGUCCUUAUCCGGUGGUUGGAAAAUGAAGCUGGAGUUGGCAAGAGCCAUGCUACAAAGGGCCGAUAUUUUAUUGCUGGAUGAACCUACUAAUCAUUUAGAUGUCUCGAAUGUCAAGUGGUUAGAAGAAUAUUUGCUGGAACACACCGAUAUUACAUCAUUAAUAGUUUCUCAUGACUCUGGUUUCUUGGACAUAGUUUGUACUGACAUUAUCCAUUAUGAAAACAAGAAAUUGGCUUACUACAAGGGUAAUUUGGCUGCGUUUGUUGAGCAGAAACCCGAAGCUAAAUCAUAUUAUACAUUGACUGACUCUAACGCUCAAAUGCGCUUUCCACCUCCAGGUAUUCUAACAGGGGUUAAGUCUAAUACUAGGGCGGUCGCCAAGAUGACUGAUGUUACUUUCGCUUAUCCAGGUGCUCAAAAACCUUCCCUAAGUCAUGUCACUUGUUCGUUGUCUCUGUCUUCUCGUGUGGCUUGUUUAGGUCCAAAUGGGGCUGGUAAAUCCACUUUAAUCAAGUUAUUAACUGGUGAAUUGGUUCCAAAUGAAGGUAAGGUGGAAAAACAUCCAAAUUUACGUAUUGGUUAUAUUGCUCAGCACGCAUUGCAACAUGUGAACGAACACAAAGAAAAGACGGCUAAUCAAUAUUUACAAUGGCGUUAUCAAUUUGGUGAUGACCGUGAAGUCUUAUUGAAGGAAUCUAGAAAAAUCUCUGAAGAUGAAAAGGAAAUGAUGACGAAGGAAAUUGAUAUUGAUGAUGGUAGAGGCAAGAGAGCCAUUGAAGCCAUUGUCGGUAGACAAAAAUUGAAGAAGUCUUUCCAAUAUGAAGUCAAAUGGAAGUACUGGAAACCAAAGUACAAUUCCUGGGUUCCAAAAGAUGUCUUAGUUGAACAUGGUUUUGAAAAAUUGGUUCAGAAGUUCGACGAUCACGAAGCUUCUAGAGAAGGUUUGGGCUACCGUCAAUUGAUUCCUUCAGUAAUUACCAAGCACUUCGAAGAUGUUGGUCUUGACUCCGAGAUUGCUAAUCACACUCCAUUAGGUUCUCUAUCUGGUGGUCAAUUAGUAAAAGUUGUUAUUGCGGGUGCUAUGUGGAAUAAUCCUCAUUUGCUUGUUUUGGAUGAACCUACCAAUUAUUUGGACAGAGAUUCUCUUGGUGCCUUAGCUGUUGCUAUUCGUGACUGGAGUGGUGGUGUUGUCAUGAUUUCACAUAAUAAUGAAUUUGUUGGUGCUUUAUGUCCAGAACAAUGGAUUGUUGAGAACGGUAAAAUGGUUCAAAAGGGUACGGCACAAGUUGAUCAAUCUAAAUUUGAAGAUGGUGGUAAUGCUGAUGCUGUUGGCUUAAAAGCCGCUAACUUGACCAAACCAUCUGUUGAUGACGAUGAUUCCCCGGCUAAUAUCAAGGUUAAGCAAAGAAAGAAAAGAUUAACAAGAAAUGAAAAGAAGUUGCAAGCUGAACGUCGUCGUCUGCGUUAUAUCGAAUGGUUAUCGUCUCCAAAAGGUACACCAAAACCAGUCGAUACUGACGAUGAAGAAGAUUGA